This is a messenger RNA of Erythranthe guttata (spotted monkey flower), 2407 nucleotides long. The record is from RefSeq and is a predicted model, not a curated record. Lineage: Eukaryota; Viridiplantae; Streptophyta; Magnoliopsida; Lamiales; Phrymaceae.
UUGUUAUUUUUCUAUAUAGGAGGGCAACCUGAGAUUGUAGCUGAUGGUGGAUACUCUGGAUUUUUCCCCGAUUCAAGUCAAUCCGCUUUUGACUUUGCGCUCGAUACUAGCAUCCUCGGAACUAUUCUCUAUUGCAAUCUACACUUCACAAAGGAUAACGACGCCUUUUGCGUACCACAAAUAAAUCUCCAAAACUCAACGAAUAUCGACGAACUUUUUCCUAAAGCUGCAAAGACUUACAAUGUCAACGGACGAGAUAUCAAUGGAUAUUUCGGAUUGGACUACAACGCCCAAAUAAUUUUCGAGAACGUCACAUUGAAGCAAAACAUUUUCACAAGACAAGGAGUAUUCGACGGUGCUCCGAUUGUCGGACCUUUUCAAUUGUUGGAGGAUAAAAAUGGAAAACCAACAAGACUUUGGCUCAACAUAGAGAAUGACUUGUUCUACAAGCAACACAAGAUAAGUGCAGAAAGUUAUCUCCUAGACCAAUUAAAAGAUCUACCGGAGUUCAUCUCGUCGCCAGAGAUAGGUUUCUUGACCGCCCUUCGACCAAAGUUGGGAGUAUCGAAAACAAAGCUCGUCUUCACAUUGCUCGGAGAAAACGAAGUGGAGCCCACCACAAACCAAACCUACGCCUCGCUCGCUAAAAAUCUAGCCAUGGUUAAAUCUUUCGCCUCCGGUAUUGUUGUACCGAAGGAAUACAUUUGGCCCGUGAAUAAGGCCCGUGUUUUGCAACCAGCGACUACCCUUGUGCAAGAUGCUCAUAAAGAAGGGCUCGCGGUUUACGCUUCGGGAUUUGCGAACGACAACACUUUAAGCUACAAUUAUAGCUUCGAUCCAGCUAGAGAGUACUUGCAGUUUGUUGCUAAUUCUCAAUUUUCUGUCGACGGGGUUUUGUCGGAAUUCCCUUCAACUGCCUCGGAAGCAAUCACGUGUCUAAUUAUUAAAAAUUUAUGUAUAUGUAUAUAUAAUGUAGCUUUGAUCAUAUCACAUAACGGAGCGAGCGGAGAUUACCCUGGCUCGACCGAUAUCGCGUACCAGAAAGCGAUAGAAGACGGUGCUGACAUCAUCGAUUGCUCGGUUCAAAUGUCGAGCGAUGGCAUUGCAUUCUGUUCUGACAGAGCGGACCUUAUGAAGACGACAACUGCAGCCACUCUUUUCAUGGACCGGUCCGCAAAUGUUGCGGAUAUUCAAUCUGCCGACGGAAUAUUCUCCUUCAAUCUUGCAUGGAGCGAAAUCCAAUCUCUGAGGCCCCAAAUCGAGAGUUUCUUCGAGGGAGAUCUCGUUAGAAACCCGGCAAACAAGAACAGUGGGAAUUUUGUGACUUUGUCUGACUUUUUGGAGAUUGCGAAAACAAAGGCAGUCACUGGUGUUCUCAUUCAUAUACAGAAUGCUGCAUACCUUGCAUCGAAAGGGCUAGACAUUGUGGGUUCCGUCUCGGAGGCGCUGACCAACGCCACGUUGGACAAGCAGUCGACGCAGAAAGUCCUUAUCCAAUCGGACGACAGCUCGGUGCUGUUGAAGUUCAAAGACAACCCUACUUACGAGAGAGUGCUGUACCUCCAGGAGUCGAUUAGCGGCGCGCCGAGCCAGGUGGCGCAGGACGUGAAGAAGUACGCCGACGCCGUAUUCAUCCACAGAGACGCCAUCGUCGUGGCAUCGGAUAACUUCGCCUUCAAUUUCACCGCCACGGUGCCGGCACUUCACGCCGCUAAUAUCUCCGUCUACGUUGGCGUUUUGAAGAACGAAUUCGAGAACUUGAUCUUCGACUAUUUAUCCGACCCUUAUGUGGAGAUCGCCACUUUCUACUCGCAGAGUGUCGAUGGCUUCGUCACGGAUUAUCCCGCCACCGCAAAUUUGUUCGCUAGGUCUACAUGUACUUCAGACGGAGCCGCAUACUCGGUGCAACCAAUGGAACCGGGAUUUCUUUACGAGCCAGAAAAGGUGGCUGAGCCGCCACUGCUGAGCAUUGCGGAUGUGGUGGAUCCACCACUGCCCGCCGUAGCGCAAAAUUCGACAUCUCAGUCGGCUGACGACUCGGCUUCGACAACCCAAACUCCGGCUUCAGCUCCAGGACCGAAAUCUUCGAGUACUUCAGUCACUAGUACUUCGAGCUGUAUCUUGUUUGCUGCAAUGGUGGCUCUUCUGAAUAUAUAUGCAUAGAUUGAAGAAAACGGCUGACUGAUCGAUCGGUUUUUCGAGAUGUAACACUAAUAUAUACAAGUUGUUUAUUGGAGUGGUAUAGGAUGUUUUUGGAGGCUGUUGAAAAAAAGAUUACUUACAAAUAUAUAUAUUUACACUGAUUGAUGUAUUAAUAUAUAUAUAAUUAUAUAUACUUGAAUUACCAUUUUAUGCGUAUACAUAUUGGUGAUUUUUUGGAUUAGAUUUCUGGAAAAGAAAAUUAAUU